Populus nigra (black poplar) is the source of this 1867-nucleotide messenger RNA. RefSeq names its product peroxisome biogenesis protein 16-like. The transcript has 9 exons. The record is from RefSeq and is a predicted model, not a curated record. Gene Ontology annotation, biological process: peroxisome organization. Lineage: Eukaryota; Viridiplantae; Streptophyta; Magnoliopsida; Malpighiales; Salicaceae. Gene Ontology annotation, cellular component: peroxisomal membrane. The coding region runs from base 289 to 1380 and encodes 363 amino acids.
UCAAUAAGUCCAUCACUACCUCUGAUUUUUGCCUCUUCCUUGACAACAACUAGUCUCUGACACUUUCUCUCUUUUCCAAGCAUUCCUGGUCGUUUCCACACCUUGACUCUUGAGAUCGAAUUACUUAAAAGGGUUUCCUUUUCUCGGUAUUUCGUCAUCUGGGUCUGGUCCUAAAACACCAGAGAGAGAGAGAGUUAGAUUCAAGUGAGGCAAGGUCAACGUUUACAUUCGGUUACGUUUCCACAACUUGUUCGUUAUUUUCUUGUUUUUCUUUGAGAUUCUGAACCCAUGGAGAGUUAUAAGAAAUGGGUUAGAAGGAAUAAAGAUUAUGUUCACUCAUUGGAGUCUCUUGCCAAUGGAUUGACGUGGCUUCUUCCCGAACGGUUUUCCGCUUCAGAGAUAGGACCAGAAGCAGUAACUGCAAUCUUGGGCAUUAUCACUGCUAUCAACGAGCAUAUCAUCGAUACUACUCCAACCCAGAUGCAUGUUGGUCCUAUGGAGCCUAAUUCUUUCCCGUAUUCGUUGUGCAUAUCUGCUAUAAAGGAUUUGGAAACAUUGGUUGAAGUUGCUGCUCAACAUUAUUUUGGUGACAAUAAGAAAUGGAAUUUCAUUGCUGUUACAGAAGCUACCAAGGUGCUAGUUAGGCUCAUUUUGUUCCGGAAUAGUGGAUAUAAGAUGCUUCUUCAUGGAGGAGAGACACCAAAUAUUGAAAAGCAUUCAGAUUUCUCAAGCUCGCAGCAUAAUGUUGGGGGUUUCCCAAAACCUGGAUCUCGCCAUGGUCCUAAUGGACUUAACCCGUGGAAUCUAGAAGGAAGGGCAUUGUCUGCACUGAGCAGGUUUGGAGAAAAUGCCAGGAUGAGUUCUGACCCUGUAUGGCUGCGCAGGGGCGAACAUCUGCAAGCUAUUAUGGAGCCUCCAUCUUCAGCGAUUGAGAGGCCGACACUUUCCAUGAUUUUAUCUGAGAAAGGUGUUCAGGGGGCAUUAUUUCUCAUGGGAGAGGUCCUUUUUAUUAUAAGACCCCUUAUUUAUGUGCUGUUCAUCAGAAAGUAUGGAAUUCGGUCAUGGAUUCCUUGGUUUGUUUCUCUGGCUGUAGACGCUGGUGGCGUAGGCUUUUUAACACAGGUUACUAAAUCAAGGGAUGGUGGAAAAGAGCAACACUAUCACCUUACUGCUUCUGAACAGGAUGAGUUGAAAAGAAGAAAAUUGUUAUGGGCGCUUUACCUUAUGAGAGAUCCUUUCUUUACCAAGUACACCAGGCAAAGACUUCAAAGCACUGAAAAGCUACUGGAACCUGUUCCUAUUAUCGGGCUUCUAACAGCCAAAAUUGUUGAGCUUGUUGUUGGUGCUCAGACUCGGUACACAUACAUGUCUGGAUCGUAAUGGACAGCACUAGAAGUUGAAUUUCCGAAGUCUCUUUGAUUUUAGCUAUGAUUUUGGGAGGUCUGUGAUAUGCUUUAGCACGGCCAUGCACUGCAGUACUUCAGUUUCGAGUAUUCAUGCUUCCAGAUGCUUUGUAAGAAAAAUCUCGCUUUUCGUUGUUUAUUUAACCAAAAUGAACAGAAUCCUUUUCCAAGUAAUGUUGGUUUUUCCAUAACUGGAAGAAAACUCCUGCUGCUGCAAUCCUAAAAAAGGGUCAUCGCGUGAAAUCUAUGUCUUAUCUACUGUCCUGUAAUGGAAGUUCAAAUUUUCCGGCCCCUCUGCCAUCCAAGCCAUGUUUGUAGUUCUCUUAUUUCUCAAAAUUAUCCUGUUACGAUACGCUUGUGCCAUGCAGUUCUUAAUUUACUGACGAAUUGAUAUUCAUCUACCUCUGUAACAACAUUCUGAAUCUGUUUGAAAAGUAAAAUGUGACAAUAUUUUUGUUGUGUUC